This is a messenger RNA of Epithele typhae, 1005 nucleotides long. Its product is annotated as nagb/rpia/CoA transferase-like protein. The transcript has 9 exons. Gene Ontology annotation, biological process: translational initiation. The record is from RefSeq and is a predicted model, not a curated record. Lineage: Eukaryota; Fungi; Basidiomycota; Agaricomycetes; Polyporales; Epitheliaceae. Gene Ontology annotation, molecular function: translation initiation factor activity; guanyl-nucleotide exchange factor activity. Bases 1 to 1005 code for a protein of 334 amino acids. Gene Ontology annotation, cellular component: eukaryotic translation initiation factor 2B complex.
AUGUCCGAGGCCGUGCAAAAGCAGGAAUUCGACAUCUAUGCCACUUUUCAGCAGUUCCUGCUCGACGAAGAAAUCUCCCCGCCGCUAGCGGCCAUCCUCUCCUUGGCGGAGGCGAUCGUCAUGUCGAACGCCGGGACCAUGUUCGAGCUGGUGCAAGCCCUCAACGACGGCGCGGAGGAGCUCAAGAGGCGUUCUCGCAACCCGAUCAGCCUCAAUGCCGGCUGCGAGCUCUUCAUCGCAUUCGUCACCCUCUUCCCCCACGAGUCCGACAAUUUUGCAGAGCUCAAGAAGGAGCUGGAAGAGCAGGGUCGAACGUACGCCCGAGAGGCGAUAUCCUUCCGCGAUAAAAUCGCCCGGCUCGCGCUGGGCUUCAUCAAGGACGACUCGGUGAUCCUCACGCACUCGUACUCGCGCGUGGUGCUCAAAGCACUGCUCCACGCUCACAAGACGAAACGUAUAUCCGUAUACGUAACCGAAUCGCGGCCCAAGGGACUAGGGUUGACGACGUACGAGAAGCUGACCACUGCCGGGAUCCCGUGCACGGUCGUGCUGGACUCGGCGGUGGCGUACGUGAUGGAUCGGGUCGACUUUGUGCUUGUCGGCUCCGAGGCGGUCGUCGAGAGCGGGGGGCUGGUGAACUACGUGGGGAGCAGCCAGAUGGCCAUCAUCGCGAAGGCAGCGAACCGGCCGUUCUACGCGUUGGCAGAAAGCUACAAAUUCCACCGCCUGUUCCCGCUAUCGCAGUACGAUCUGCCGACGGACAACCCGAGCAUCCUGUCGUUCCCAACUCCGACGGGGCAGUCAGGUGGGCAGGAGGGAGUGGCGACGGGCGCUGCGGGAUCGGGCUCGACGAGCAGCGAGCGUGGGAUGGGGGCGGAGCAGAUAAGGAAGAACCCGGGGGUGGACUACACACGGCCGGACCUGAUCUCGCUCGUCUUCUCGGACGUUGGGAUUCUGACGCCAGAGGGCGUGAGCCAGUACUUGGUGGGCAUGUUCGCCGGUUGA